Trichophyton rubrum CBS 118892 is the source of this 5009-nucleotide messenger RNA. Its product is annotated as serine/threonine protein kinase. Bases 764 to 4672 code for a protein of 1302 amino acids. Gene Ontology annotation, biological process: protein phosphorylation. The transcript has 2 exons. The record is from RefSeq and is a predicted model, not a curated record. Gene Ontology annotation, molecular function: protein kinase activity; ATP binding. Lineage: Eukaryota; Fungi; Ascomycota; Eurotiomycetes; Onygenales; Arthrodermataceae.
UUACCAUAGCUUUGACUUGGAGUAAGCGAGGAGACCAGCUCCACCCCACGCUGUUGACUACUGAAUAAAUAUAGAGUUGUCCUCCUUUCUCCCAUCCCUACGCCUCAGACAAAGUCUCCAGCGACUAGUCUAACUAUAAAACCUGCUGAGUUCGUAUAUUUUGCUGUAGUUACAGCUUGUAUUCCGUAUCUGGCUCAAUCAAUAUGCGAAUGUUAUGGUAUCAAUGGCUCUGAACGACUAGCAACAGGAGUUCUCAUGGGCCGAAGAUAGAUAUCUAGUAGAGCUGAUAUUACUUGAAUAUGAGAUAUAAGAUACUCCUUAUUCAACAUUUAGUGCGGAAUAUAUAAACGGUAGUAAUAGCAGGUCAACAUUUCUCAUCGACCGCCCCCAAAUGGUCCAAGCGGGAGCAAAACGCACGUGCUUUGAGCUUAAUCCCCGGGGUCAUACACGUGAUGAGGCUGAACCGUAGCUUAUCUCUUUAUGGAAAGUUCUCCCGGCCCGGCGGGAAUUUAGGCUGCAUAAAUCUCUACGUUGUGAUUGGCCGGUGCCAGGCAGCAAUGUUCUGGGGCUUUGACGAUAUAUUUAGACGACAACCUUGACAUCCCCGACACAGGCACAGCCUCACAAGAAAACGGCUGCUAUUCUGGCGAUUUAAAACAGAUAUAUAUCACUAUAAAUUACCUACAGCACUGCUAUAUCUCCUGCUUUACAGACAUUCCACUUCACUUUCAGAACUGGGCACUCUAGCUCUAACUCCGACGUUAUGUCGGUCCUCAGACAUGGAAGCGCCUUUCUGCAGCGGCGGCUGACGAAACUGUAUACCGACACGAAAUCAUCCUGUGAGAGCGUAACAACAGCUGCCAGACCGAAUGAUGACCCUGAACUUGUCUCUCUUAACCGUCAUUUCCGCACUCAAAAGGAUAGGCUACUUGCGUGGGGCCUAGAUUGGAGUGAUGCCAGCGCAGCGCAGCCGAAUGAUAUUGACGAAGCCCUGACCGAAGCUGGAUUUAGUGACGUGGUUGCAAGCGUUAUGUCGUCUAUCCAAAAACUUCUCAACGAAGCAGAACGACUACAGCAUCCUAAUCCUGCGACUAUAUCACCGGAUGGAAUAGCGGGCAAGGCUGCAGAUGGGAACUAUACUACGGGCACAACUGGUGGUGUGAAGACAACUUGGACAGAAGCAGAGAUAUCCCGGUCUAAAGUACUGUUGGAAGAGUUAACAUCCCAUAUUGAUACCCUUUAUGACCUGUCAGCAUCAAGGAGGGACAUGAGUAUGGGCAUUAGCUCAGGUACCCCCCAAAGUGAAAAGCACAGUCACCAUCGAGGACUGUCGAAACAGUCCAAAGAAACAAAAGAGGCUCUUCGCCCAAAACUGCCAACUUCAAAGUCUGCCCCCAGCAAAGCAACGCAUCAUCUAGAGGUUUCGCCAACCGUGGCUACUAAUGACAUGUCUGCGGUCAACCCUUUCCUGAGUAUGCAUAUUGAUUCUAGUAUGACUAUUGAAAAUGGUGCAUUUCAACACCCGCCCGUGCAUAUUGAAGAAAAUGGAGAAUUUUUCCUUGAUCGCAACGCUUUAAGCCUCUCUAAAGAGCAUGUUUCACAUGCGACCACCCCUCCCCCUUACGAAGCAAUUGCUGCCUCAACCAGCUCUAGAGCAAUGGGAUUUAUAAACAGGGAAGCAAUUCCAUCUUGUAUGGCUCGAGGCUGUACAAGUAUGUCUAUCCCGGUGAUGGUCGAAUUUUUACCAAUCCUGAUGGAGGCUCAACAAUCUCUCGCUCGGCCAUUAAAACAACGUUUAAAAUCUAUCGGUCAAACACUUGACCGUUUGAUCGAGAAUUCAAGGGUCUCCCACCUUGGUUUGCUGAGGUUUCUAGGUUAUUAUAUUGACAUGACUUACUCCCGAUAUGGUUUCGUCUACCAUAUACCUAUCGAUACCUUCCCAUUCUUAAAGCAGCCUUCUGAUAUGAUUAAACCAAAGCCAUUGGUUUCCUUGCUGCAUAACGGCGAUGAUAAGCAGGAGGGUCCUGUUCCAAAUCUCGAAGAUCGAUUGGCCUUGGCUUACAAUCUGUUGUUGUCUGUUCUUCAUCUACGCAGCCAAAACCUAGUCCACGGCAGCAUAAAUAGCAACAACAUUAUUAUAUCUUCAGGAGCUCAUCUAUCUAACACUGGGUCCAUUAGCAACGAGAGCCUGGACUAUAGGCGGCCUUACUUUACCUCAUUUAGUCAGUUUGACGGUGAAGAUAAGAAUGCCCCGCCAGAACCCUUAUCAUCGAGUAUGUACCGUCAUCCAGAUGACAGGAGGACCUAUUCCGAUAAAUCAGCCUGGGCAUACGACCUAUACAGCCUGGGAUUGGUGCUACUAGAGAUUGGACUUUGGACACCUAUCGGAAGGCUGUGGAAGCUGAAAUACAACAACUCCAUGUUCAAAUCCCGAAUUGAAAAUGUCUAUGUCAAGAAACUAGCAGCUAAAUGCGGUGGUGCCUAUAUGCAAGUUGUUCAGCUCUGUCUUGACGCUCCCAACUUCCAUCUGUCGACAGAGCCCAUGGCAGAUUUAGGCCUCAGAAUACCGCAGACAUAUCACUAUCCCUGGCAUGAUCCAAGCAAUUCAAACGAUUGGAACACAUUCUCGAAAAAUUUUGUUUAUACAAUUGGUAAAAUCCUUUGGAGAUGCUGCGGCAUUGACGUUUUCUCUCCGCCUCCUGCGUCUGACCUGGAAGACUCUCUUCCCCCCCCCUUGGGGCUUGAGCCAGGCUUAUCGUCGUUUCAACAAGUAUCACCAAACGAAAGAGAUCUACAUAUUAUAGAGCCCACCAUCUCCAUCGAUAUCCCUUAUAACGUCUCUGCUAAUCCGGACAUGAAGUGUAUUAGUGAAAUGUGUGAAGGGAAUGAGAGGAAAGGCCGGAAACGUUCCAUGAAGAAGUGGUCGAAUGUGGAAAUACCCGAAGAACACUUACAAGCUUGGAAUAAGACUCUGAUGCCGAAAAUAAGCAAGCUUUUACAAAAAAUUCUGAAAGAUUCAUCAGAAUCAUGCAGCGCAACCCUGCUGGUUGCCGGUGAAACUGCAGACACAGCUAAGACCACCAUCUGUGUUACUUGUACCAAUGUUAGAAAGGUCCGAGCAGCGUUAAAGAAGUACUUUGAGUACGACCGGGAAAACUGGAAUCUCAUUGUUAUUCGUGGAGAUAUCAAACGAUCAAAAGUCCCACGAAAGAAGCGCCGGAAACCGAAGUCCAAGAAGGGUAUUAUUUCCCCAGAAGUCUCAAAUCCUGACUUCAAUUCCCAUUACCAAACCAAACCAAUAUGCGGCGCUUCCAUCGGCGCCUUUCGCUACGGCGAACAUCUGCCACCAGUUUCAUACGGUGGUGCGAUACUCGUCGAUGGUAUACCAUAUGGGAUGACGGUUCACCAUAUGCUCGAUACGCCCUGUGACGAUGAUGAUGAUUGUGAAGACGAUUACGACUAUGAUGGUGGGGAUUAUCCUCCACGUUCAUCGGAAAACUAUCUAUACGGAUCUGAUGAUGCUAAUCAAGGCCCCUCGUUCUCUUGGGGUGAACCCAACAUUCAUGAAGAUGGUUAUCUAUUGGAAUAUUCUGAUGACGAGGACGGUGAUGAUGACCAGUCUAUAGCACAUAGCCUUGAUGAAAGCUUCGAUGAUCACUGGCUCUCCGAUGGCUACUCUAGUGAUGAAGGAGAUGAUUAUGGUGGCUUUGACGAUGAUGAUACGGCCUCAAUUGGUGAUACUCCAGGUGUUGAUCCUGGUGAAAAACCUCAGAUAAUGGUAACGCAACCUGCCCUCGAUGAUGUACAUGAAGACUUCUUCCCCAGCCUAGAAGACAGGGACGAUGAGCAUCUUGCGUCCCAUUCCCUAGGUUUUGUUCAUGCUUCUUCCGGAGUCCGAAGGUGGACUAAAGAUGGUAUCAAACACGAGGUGGAUUGGGCGCUUAUCAAGGUCGACCGAAACAGAAUGGAAGUGAAAAACCUUGUCCCAGUUUCGUCGCCUCAGCCAAAUACUUCAAAGCCUAAUAGGCAACAACCACAAAGCAACGCAGGCUCGUUCCAAACUCUCACAAAAAUUGCCAAAUUUGAUGACCUAGGCGGCCUCAAUGUGCAAUGUUGCGGUCGAACGAGCGGUUUUCAGAGUGGCAAGAUUUCUAAGGCCCUAACAUUAGUAAAAAUGUACGGCCGUCAAUCCUUUUCGACCAGCUUCAGCGUUGAUGGCAAUUUUGGAGUUCCUGGGGAUUCCGGUGCUUGGGUGUUUAACGACAAGGGCCAAGUAUGCGGCCAUGUCCUUGCAUGGUCUGAAAAAAGUCGAAGUGCCUACAUUGCACCAAUGGAGAUUCUUCUCAACGACAUCGCUCGUACUCUUUGCGCGUACAGUGUGAAACUUCCCGAUGGCGAUGAAGAGAUAUGCUAUCGUGAUAGCUCGCCGCCACCACCUUUGCAGGGAAUUCCUCCUCCAAUGUUUUCCGUUCGUGCAACAAAACCUGUUUCGCCAAACCCAGUGAUAGCUGAGCAUCUUCCAGUCGAUUUGCAGAAACUCACCCUCGACCUGGAAGAAACACCCCGUAAUAACACUAGAGUAGGGGGUGUGAAGAAGAAAGAUGUUUCAGGGACUUAUAGAGCUAGCACCCCCCUCAUGCGACAUGCUCGUAUGGAGCGACAGAUCGCUUGAAUAUAUGUAUGAUAUUUAGCUGUUUAUAUGAAUUUCGAAUAUACCCUUUAUCAUUUAAAGAAUAAUAACAGUGCAUUGGACCUUAAUACCUUGAAUGAAAGUCUACUCAAAGCCCUAGAGUAACCUAGGAGCAAUGCGAGUGUUUUAUAGACCAGUGAUUACCGGGGAAUUGAUUGCAAGGCAUUUUAGAAGCUAUUGUGUUGCUCUAAGCAUUUUAUUGUUUUAAAAAAACCUAUCUAGACUCAUGAACUCCACACUUCAUCUCAUGUUGACAUAAACCAUUGAUCGGGACCAAAAAAACAGAAUAUACAGAUGCAAACAUACAAAGGAAGGGGAA